CCGCCGCCAGCCCGCACCGCCGGGGUUCGGAAAUGGGGCUUCAGGCGCCGGGUGCGCUAGGAAUCCAGAGCGUUCAAGAGGCGAGAAGCGCCGGGAGCCGCCCCGCCGCCUGGAGCCCUGUGGUCUAGGACUGGGCGAUGUUGGAGGCGCUGCCGCCUGUCCCCCGAGGAGCCGCCGCCCCCCGGCCCCCCGGGCUUGGUGCGCGUCCCGGCCGGCGGUUCCUGGAAAAGACGGAGCUCCCCACGUGCGACUCACGUGGCCCGGGCAGAGCUGCUCCAGCCUUUUAGGCGGCCGCAGGGCCCCAGGAGCUCCGCCGCCGGCGCCCCCUCGGAAACCAUGCCCCCCGGCGCGGGCCCAUGGAGCCAUGGCCUAUAGGGUCCUGGGCCGCGCGGGGCCACCUCAGCCGCGAAGGGCGCGUAGGCUGCUUUUCGCCUUCACACUGUCGCUCUCCUGCACUUACCUUUGUUACAACCUCCUGUGCUGCUGCGACGACCUCGGUCGGAGUCGCCUCCUCGGCGCGCCCCGCUGCCUCCGCGGCCCCAGCGCGGACGGCCAGAAACUUCAGAAGUCCCGUCCCUGCGAUCCCCUGGGGCCGACUCCGAGCGCACCUGCAGCCGCUGUACCCCGCCCGCGCCUCCCGGCUUCUUCCAAUCUCUCCGGCUCGCCGAGGCUGGGCACCAAGCGGCUGCCCCAGGCCCUCAUUGUGGGCGUGAAGAAGGGAGGCACGAGAGCCGUGCUGGAGUUUAUCCGCGUGCACCCGGACGUGCGGGCCUUGGGCACGGAGCCCCACUUCUUCGACAGGAACUACGGACGCGGGCUGGACUGGUACAGGAACCUGAUGCCCAGAACCAUGGAGAGCCAGAUCACACUGGAGAAGACCCCCAGCUAUUUCGUCACUCAAGAGGCCCCUCGCCGGAUCUUCAACAUGUCCCGAGACACCAAGCUGAUCGUGGUGGUGCGGAACCCCGUGACCCGUGCCAUCUCUGAUUACACUCAAACACUGUCCAAGAAGCCAGACAUCCCCACCUUCGAGGGCCUAUCCUUCCGGAACCGCACACUAGGCCUGGUGGACGUGUCAUGGAAUGCCAUCCGCAUUGGCCUGUACGUGCUGCACCUGGAGAGCUGGCUGCAGUAUUUCCCACUGGCUCAGAUCCACUUUGUCAGUGGCGAGCGGCUCAUCACUGACCCCGCUGGUGAGAUGGGGAGGGUCCAGGACUUCCUGGGCAUUAAGAGGUUCAUCACGGACAAGCACUUCUAUUUCAACAAGACCAAAGGGUUCCCUUGCUUGAAAAAGACAGAAUCAAGCCUCCUGCCUCGAUGUCUGGGCAAAUCAAAGGGCAGAACUCAUGUACAGAUUGAUCCUGAGGUGAUAGACCAGCUCCGGGAAUUUUAUAGACCUUAUAACAUUAAGUUUUAUGAAACUGUUGGGCAGGACUUCAGGUGGGAAUAAACCUCUCACAUGCAAGGGCUCUUCUGCUGGUCUCUUCGAUGAGGUUUUUUCUUAGAGCUUAUCAUCCUCUCAUCCCAGGCACCAAGCCCCUCCCCAUCUUGGAUUCCAUCAUCCUAGAACCAGGAAGCCCAACCAAGGCCAAGAGACUGGGGGUCCCUCCACUAGCUCUCCCCAGUCUGUCCAGACAAAGUAGAUCUGCCUCUGGAAUGUCCAGUCAAUUCCAAAUGCUUUCCCUUUAGCCCAUAAGCUGCCUUGGGAACUUGCUUUAAGAGGAGUGGAUCUUCCCAUUAUGAUAGCUAUUGUAAAUGGUGGUGGUUCUGUUGCUAUGAACACAGCAGUCUGUCCCUGUCACUGUCCACCCAGCGUGAGCUUGUUAAUUCCAAGUGUCAUGUACUUCCCCCUGUGCUGAGCUCUCCUGAGCCACCUGAAUAGUGGCAUGGGAGACCAUCCUCACCCUCCUGCCCUCAGCAGCACAUCCAGAGAUGCAGAACAGAAGCACUCCCAGCCACCUCCAGGAGACAGACCCUUUGAUGAUGGCACAAACCAGAGCUUUCUAAGGCAAUGGUCUCAGCUUGGCUUGAAGGGUGACUGUCUCUGAAAACCACUUUGUGACUCUCCCUGCUCCCUGUGGACAAAAGCACAUAAUUCUUCUGUUACGGGUACUUGCCUCAUAUGAGCUUUCAUGUUCA
Phyllostomus hastatus (greater spear-nosed bat) is the source of this 2139-nucleotide messenger RNA. It is a transcript of the gene HS3ST2, whose product is annotated as heparan sulfate-glucosamine 3-sulfotransferase 2. Lineage: Eukaryota; Metazoa; Chordata; Mammalia; Chiroptera; Phyllostomidae. The transcript has 2 exons. The record is from RefSeq and is a predicted model, not a curated record. Gene Ontology annotation, molecular function: [heparan sulfate]-glucosamine 3-sulfotransferase activity. The coding region runs from base 365 to 1450 and encodes 361 amino acids.